GCCCUGGGGCUAUGGCCAUGGUGACCGGCGGCUGGGGCGGCCCCGGCGGCGGCGGCGGCGGCGGCGACACGAACGGUGUGGACAAGGCGGGCGGCUACCCGCGCGCGGCCGAGGAAGACUCGGCCUCACCCCCGGGCGCCGCCAGCGACGCUGAGCCCGGCGACGAAGAGCGGCCGGGGCUGCAGGUGGACUGCGUGGUGUGCGGGGACAAGUCGAGCGGCAAGCACUACGGCGUCUUCACCUGCGAGGGCUGCAAGAGCUUCUUCAAGCGGAGCAUCCGCCGCAACCUCAGCUACACCUGCCGGUCCAACCGUGACUGCCAGAUCGACCAGCAUCACCGGAACCAGUGCCAGUACUGCCGCCUGAAAAAGUGCUUCCGGGUGGGCAUGAGGAAGGAGGCGGUGCAGCGCGGCCGCAUCCCGCACUCGCUGCCCGGCGCCGUGGCCGCCUCCUCGGGCAGCCCCCCGGGCUCGGCGCUGGCGGCCGCGGGCGGAGACCUCUUCCCGGGGCAGCCGGUGUCGGAGCUGAUCGCGCAGCUGCUGCGCGCCGAGCCCUACCCCGCGGCGGCCGGGCGCUUCGGCGCGGGCGCGGCGGGCGCGUUCGGCGCGGGGGGCGGCGCGGCGGGCGCGGUGCUGGGCAUCGACAACGUGUGCGAGCUGGCGGCGCGGCUGCUCUUCAGCACCGUGGAGUGGGCGCGCCACGCGCCCUUCUUCCCCGAGCUGCCUGUGGCAGACCAGGUGGCGCUCCUGCGCCUCAGCUGGAGCGAGCUCUUCGUGCUGAACGCGGCGCAGGCGGCACUGCCCCUGCACACGGCGCCGCUCCUGGCCGCCGCCGGCCUGCACGCCGCGCCCAUGGCCGCAGAGCGCGCCGUGGCCUUCAUGGACCAGGUGCGCGCCUUCCAGGAGCAGGUGGACAAGCUGGGCCGCCUGCAGGUCGACUCGGCUGAGUACGGCUGCCUCAAGGCUAUCGCGCUCUUCACGCCUGACGCCUGUGGCCUCUCCGACCCAGCGCACGUGGAAAGCCUUCAAUUGGCCCUACGGCUCUGGCCAGUGACUUUGCCGGGCCAGCCAUGCCACGGCUGGGUCUGCACACCUCAAGGGACACGGAUGCUUUGGCCUCAUGCGGGGCCCCCAAGUGGAGGACCUUGGCUUCUCUCCUCAGACUCCUAUUUUUUAAAGACUGUGAAACGUUUGUCUCCUCUGUUUUUUAAAUGAUCACGAAACCAAAAAGAGAGUGCUUGUCCAGGCUCCAGCCUCGGCCUCCUCAGAACUCCUGGCCAGAAUAGAGGGCGAGGGACCGAGGGACCCAUUCCUGGGACAGCCUGGUGCUCAGCAUCCCAAGCAUGAACUUUUGGGGCCGGUGGGGUUGGGUUCCCUUGUGUGACGGCCUGGCAUCUGGACCAGAGGGGCCGGUAUAGUAACGCGCCAGGCAGAUUGUCUGGACACGUAAUCCACGUUGGACACUAUAUGAUGAAUGAAUCAAGGCCAAUAAUAAAGAUGUUUCCUACCUG
This is a messenger RNA of Lutra lutra (Eurasian river otter), 1510 nucleotides long. RefSeq names its product nuclear receptor subfamily 2 group F member 6 (gene NR2F6). Gene Ontology annotation, molecular function: RNA polymerase II cis-regulatory region sequence-specific DNA binding; nuclear receptor activity; zinc ion binding. The transcript has 5 exons. The record is from RefSeq and is a predicted model, not a curated record. The coding region runs from base 12 to 1214 and encodes 400 amino acids. NCBI's taxonomy places the organism in Eukaryota, Metazoa, Chordata, Mammalia, Carnivora, Mustelidae. Gene Ontology annotation, biological process: negative regulation of transcription by RNA polymerase II; cell differentiation; anatomical structure development.